GGGGCGGGAAACGAGCGCGGCGCCCCGGGCCGGGCCUGGCAAGGCCUAAAAGGACUCCCAACGACUCGGUGCUGCUCCAGCUGCUCCCCGGGACCCACUGUCACCCGUCGGGACCUGGACCCUCCGGGAGAGCGGGAGAAAGAGAUGCUGGUUGCAAGUUUUGGAAAACCCUAUUUUUUAUGGAACACAGUUCUGUAAAAUUUUCAUAAGAUUCCUUGGCAAUAACAUACACUUGUGAUGGACCCUAGAAAUACUGCUAUGUUAGGAUUGGGUUCUGAUUCCGAAGGUUUUUCAAGAAAGAGUUCUUCUGCCAUCAGUACUGGCACCCUGGUCCACAAGAGAGAAGUAGAAACAGAGAACAGCCCAAAGGAGGAAGAAGACCUUCACAAACGGAAUCGGGAAAGAAAUACUGGAACAGGAAAAGAUGAUGGUUUGACAGAUGCACAGCAACAAUUUUCAGUGAAAGAAACAAACUUCUCAGAGGGAAAUUUGAAAUUGAAAAUUGGCCUUCAGGCUAAGAGAACUAAAAAACCUCCAAAGAACUUAGAGAAUUACGUAUGUCGACCUGCCAUAAAAACAACUAUCAAGCACCCAAGGAAAGCACUUAAAAGUGGGAAGAUGACAGAUGAAAAGAAUGAGCACUGUCCUUCAAAACGAGAUCCGUCAAAGUUGUACAAGAAGGCAGGUGAUGUCGCAGCCAUUGAAUGCCAAUCUGAAGAAGUCAUACAUCUUCAUUCACAGGGAGAGAACAACCCUUUGUCUAAGAAGCUUUCUCCAGUACAUUCAGAAAUGGCGGAGUACAUUACUACAACACCAUCUCCAGUUGGUAGCCGGGAUCCUGAUAUAAAGGACAGAGCAUUACUUAAUGGAGGAACUAGUGUAACAGAAAAGUUGGCACAGCUCAUUGCUACUUGUCCUCCUUCCAAGUCUUCCAAGACAAAACCGAAGAAGUUAGGAAGUGGCACUACAGCAGGAUUGGUGAGCAAGGAUUUGAUCAGGAAAGCAAGUGUUGGCUCAGUAGCUGGAAUAAUUCACAAGGACUUAAUAAAAAAGCCAACUCUCAGCACAGCAGUUGGAUUGGUGACUAAAGAUCCUGGGAAAAAGCCAAUGUUUAAUGCUGCAGUGGGAUUGAUCAAUAAGGACUCUGUGAAAAAAGUAGGAACUGGCACUACAACUGUAUUCAUUAAUAAAGACUUGGGCAAAAAGCCAGGCACUAUCACUACAGUAGGACUGCUGAGCAAAGACUCAGGAAAGAAGGUAGGAAUUGGUAUCGUUCCAGGGUUAGUGAAUAAGGACUGUGGCAAAAAGUUUGGACUUGGCACUGUAGUUGGAUUGGUUAAUAAAGAGCUGGGAAAGAAAUUGAGUUCUACUGUUGGCCUAGUGGCUAAGGACUGUGCAAAGAAGAUUGUAGCAAGUUCAGCAAUGGGAUUAGUUAAUAAGGACAUUGGAAAGAAAUUAGUGAGUUGUCCUGUGGCGGGACUGGUCAAUAAAGAUGCCAUAACCCUUAAAUCUGAAGCUCUGCUCACCACUCAGGAACCACUUAAGGCUUCUUGUAGUACAAAUAUCAAUAGUCAUGAAAGUCAAGAGCUUUCUGAAUCCCUGAAAGGCAGUGCUGCCAGCAAAACUUUUGAAAAGAAUGUUAUACGCCAGAGUAAAGAAAGUAUGUUGGAGAAGUUUUCAGUCCGAAAAGAAAUUAUUAAUUUGGAAAAAGAAAUGUUUAAGGAAGGAACAUGCAUUCAGCAAGACAGUUUCUCAUCCAAUGAAAGGGGAUCUUUUGAAACCUCAAAGCAUGAAAAGCAGCCUCCUAUAUAUUGCACUUCUUCAGACUUUCAGAUGGGAGUUGCUUCUGAUGCAUCUAGAGCUAAGUCCCCUUUUAGUGCAGCAGGAGAAAAUAGUGUACCUUCCCCAUCACCUACUGUAUCUAUUAACCCUUUAACCAGAAGUCCCCUUGAAACUGCUUCACAGUUGGCUCCAAAUCCAUUACUUUUAAGUUCUUCAACAGACUUAAUGGAAGACAUUUCUGAAUCUGUUGGAAAGAACCAGUUUACUUCUGAAAGUACCCAUUUAAAUGCUCAUAGGUCCAUGGGUCAUAACCUAAGUGUUGAGUGUAAAGGAAUUGACAACGAGCUAAGUGAUUCAAAAGCUACACAUAUAGACAUUUCGAGAAUCAGUUCUUCCCUGGGAAAAAAGCCAAGUUUGGCUUCUGAAUCUAGUAUUCAUACAAUUACUCCUUCAGUUGUUAACUUCACUAGUUUAUUUAGUAACAAGCCUUUUCUAAAACUCAGUGCAGUAGCUGCUUCAGACAAACACUGCCAAGUUGCUGAAAGCCUAAGCACUAGUUUACAGUCCAAACCAUUAAAAAAAAGAAAAGGAAGAAAACCUCGGUGGACUAAAGUGGUGGCAAGAAGCACAUGUCGGUCUCCAAAAGGGCUGGAAUUAGAAAGAUCAGACCUUUUUAAAAAUGUUUCAUGUAGCCCACUGUCCAGUAGUAGUACUGAACCAGCCAAGUUUCUGAAAAACAUUGGUUCAUCGUCAUUUGUUGACCAUGACUUUCUUAAACGCCGAUUGCCAAAGUUGAGUAAGUCUGCAGCUACAUCUCUGGCUCUGUUAAGUGAUGGUGAAAAGCCAUCUCAUAAGUCUUUUGCUGCUCAUAAACUAUCCUCUAGCAUGUGUGUCUCUAGUGACCUCUUGUCGGAUAUUUAUAAGCCCAAAAGAGGAAGACCUAAAUCCAAGGAAAUGCCUCAAUUAGAAGGUCCACCUAAAAGGACUUUAAAAAUUCCUGCCUCUAAAGUGUUUUCUUUACAGUCUAAGGAAGAACAAGAACCCCCAAUUUUACAGCCAGAAAUAGAGAUUCCUUCCUUCAAGCAAGGUUUGUCUCUGUCUCCAUUUCCAAAAAAGAGAGGCAGGCCAAAGAGGCAAAUGAGGUCUCCCGUGAAGAUGAAGCCACCUGUACUAUCCGUGGCUCCAUUUGUUGCCACUGAAAGUCCAAGCAAGCUAGAGUGUGAGAGUGAAAACCACAGGAGUAGCAGUGAUUUCUUUGAGAGCGAGGAUCAACUCCAGGAUCCAGAUGACUUAGAUGAGAGUCAUAGGCAAAGUGUCUGUAAUAUGAGUGACCUUGAGAUGGAACCAGAUAAAAAAAUUACCAAGAGAAAUAAUGGACAAUUAAUGAAAACAAUCAUUCGCAAAAUAAAUAAAAUGAAGACUUUAAAGAGAAAGAAACUGUUGAAUCAAAUUCUUUCCAGUUCUGUAGAAUCAAGUAAUAAAGGGAAAGUGCAAUCUAAACUCCAUAAUACAGUAUCAAGUCUUGCUGCCACCUUUGGCUCAAAAUUGGGCCAACAAAUAAAUGUCAGCAAGAAAGGAACCAUUUAUAUAGGAAAGAGAAGGGGUCGAAAACCAAAAACUGUCUUGAAUGGCAUUCUUUCUGGUAGCCCUACAAGCCUUGCUGUCCUUGAGCAAACAGCGCAGCAGGCAGCUGGGUCAGCAUUAGGACAGAUCCUUCCCCCUUUACUGCCCUCAUCUGCUAGUAGUUCUGAGAUUCUUCCAUCACCUAUUUGCUCCCAGUCUUCUGGGACUAGUGGAGGCCAGAGCCCUGUGAGCAGUGAUGCAGGCUUUGUGGAACCCAGUUCAGUGCCAUAUUUGCAUUUACACUCCAGACAAGGAAGUAUGAUUCAGACUCUUGCAAUGAAGAAGGCUUCAAAGGGAAGGAGGCGGUUAUCUCCUCCUACUUUGUUACCAAAUUCUCCUUCACACUUGAGUGAACUCACAUCCCUGAAAGAAGCAACUCCUUCUCCAAUUAGUGAAUCUCAUAGUGAUGAGACCAUUCCCAGUGAUAGUGGCAUUGGAACCGAUAACAACAGCACGUCAGACAGAGCAGAGAAGUUUUGUGGACAAAAAAAGAGGAGACAUUCUUUUGAACAUGUUUCUCUGAUUCCCCCUGAAACCUCUACAGUUCUAAACAGUCUUAAAGAAAAACAUAAACACAAAUGUAAGCGCAGGAGUCAUGAUUACCUCAGCUAUGACAAGAUGAAAAGACAGAAACGAAAACGGAAAAAGAAAUACCCCCAACUCCGAAAUAGACAGGAUCCAGACUUCAUUGCAGAGCUGGAGGAGCUUAUAAGCCGCCUAAGUGAAAUUCGGAUCACCCAUCGAAGUCAUCAUUUUAUUCCCCGAGACCUUUUGCCUACUAUUUUCCGAAUCAACUUUAAUAGUUUCUAUACUCACCCUUCUUUUCCUUUGGAUCCUUUGCACUACAUUCGUAAGCCAGACUUAAAAAAGAAAAGAGGGAGGCCCCCGAAGAUGAGGGAAGCAAUGGCUGAGAUGCCUUUCAUGCACAGCCUUAGUUUUCCUCUUUCUAGUACUGGAUUCUAUCCCUCUUAUGGCAUGCCUUAUUCUCCUUCACCCCUUACAGCUGCUCCUAUAGGGUUAGGUUACUAUGGAAGGUAUCCCCCCACUCUUUAUCCACCUCCUCCAUCUCCUCCUUUCACCACUCCCCUGCCACCACCUUCCUACAUGCAUGCUGGUCAUUUACUCCUCAAUCCUACCAAAUAUCAUAAGAAAAAGCAUAAGUUACUUAGGCAGGAGGCCUUUCUUACAACUAGCAGGACUCCUCUCCUUUCCAUGAGUACAUACCCCAGCGUGCCUCCUGAGAUGGCUUAUGGUUGGAUGGUGGAGCACAAACACAGACACCGUCACAAACACAGAGAACAUCGGUCUUCUGACCAACCCCAGGUUUCUAUGGACACUGGCGCUUCCAGAUCCGUCCUAGAGUCUUUGAAGCGUUAUCGGUUUGGAAAGGGUACUGUUGGAGAGAGGUAUAAGCAUAAGGAAAAACCCAGGUGCCACACGUCCUGCCCUCAUCUUUCUCCUUCAAAAAGCUUAAUAAACAGGGAAGAACAGUGGGCUCACCGAGAACCUUCACAGUCUAAUCCAUUAGCCUUGGGAUUGCAGACACCUUUACAAAUUGACUGCUCAGAAAGUUCUCCAAGUUUAUCCCUUGGAGGAUUCACUCCCAACUCUGAGCCGGCCAGCAGUGAUGAACAUAUGAACCUUUUCACAAGUGCAAUAGGCAGCUGCAGAGUUUCAAACACUAACUCCAGUUGCCGGAAGAAAUUAGCUGACAAUUCUGGACUCUUCUCUGCACAAGAUACUUCACUAAGUAGACCUCACAGAAAGGAGCCACUGCCAUCCACUGAAAGGGCAAUACAGACCUUGACAGGAUCCCAGUCAACAUCAGAUAAAUCCUCCCAGCGACCAUUAGAGAGCACAAACUGUAGCCCUACCCGGAAAAGGACUUCCUCUGAGAGUACAUCUUCAACAGUAAAUGGAGUUCCUUCCCGAAGUCCCAGAUUGGUUGCCUCCAUGGAUGACUCUGUGGACAGUCUGCUACAGCGAAUGGUACAACAUGAUGACCAAGAGCCUGUAGAAAAAAAUAUUGAUUCUGUAAUUGCAACUGCAUCUGUAUUGCCCUCCUCCAGUCCAAGCUGUAGCCACAGCAAAGAGCGAACCCUAGGAAAACCAGAAAGUCUUCUAGUGCCUACAGAUCCAAGUGACUCUUGUAGCAACAAUGUCUCACUCCUUUCUGAGAAGUUAACAAGCAGCUGCUCCCCCCGUCUCAUCAAGAGAAGUGUAGUUGAAGCUAUGCAACGCCAAGCUCGGAAAAUGUGCAAUUAUGACAAAAUAUUGGCCACCAAAAAAAACUUGGACCAUGUCAAUAAAAUUUUAAAAGCCAAAAAGCUUCAAAGGCAGGCCAGGACAGGGAAUAACUUUGUUAAACGCAGACCAGGUCGACCUCGAAAAUGUCCCUUCCAGGCUGUGGUAUCAAUGCAAGCAUUCCAGGCUGCCCAGUUUGUCAACCCAGAGUUGAAUGAAGGUGAGGAAGGAGUAGCAUUGCCACUCAGCCCAGAUACAGUUACUGAUGUGAUCGAGGCUGUUGUUCAGAGUGUGAACCUUAAUUCAGAAAAGAAGGGAUUGAAGAGGAGAAAUUGGCUGUUAGGAGAACAGAGCAGAAAAAAGCACAAGCCAUCACCAGAGGAAGAGGAACAAGUAAAUAAUAAAAGCUUUUUAGAAACACCAGUUGAAAUUCCCAGUCCUCUUGAAACACCAGCCAAACCUCCUGAAACUGAAAGUACCUUCCAACCUGUGCUCUCGCUCAUCCCAAGGGAAAAGAAAGCCCCACGUCCUCCAAAGAAAAAGUAUCAGAAAGCUGGGCUGUAUUCUGAUGUUUACAAAACCACAGACCCAAAGAGCCGAUUAAUCCAAUUCAAGAAAGAGAAACUAGAAUAUACUCCAGGUGAACAUGAAUAUGGUUUAUUUCCUGCCCCCAUUCACGUUGGAAAAUAUCUAAGACAAAAACGAAUUGAUUUCCAGCUUCCCUAUGACAUCCUUUGGCAGUGGAAACACAAUCAGCUAUACAAAAAGCCAGAUGUCCCACUGUAUAAAAAAAUCCGUUCAAAUGUCUACGUGGAUGUCAAACCUCUUUCUGGUUAUGAAGCUACCACCUGUAAUUGUAAGAAACCAGAUGAUGAUACCAGGAAGGGUUGUGUGGAUGACUGCCUCAAUAGAAUGAUCUUUGCUGAGUGUUCACCCAACACUUGUCCCUGUGGUGAGCAGUGUUGUAACCAGCGAAUACAGAGGCAUGAGUGGGUACAAUGUCUUGAACGAUUCCGAGCUGCUGAAAAAGGUUGGGGAAUCAGAACCAAAGAACCCCUAAAAGCUGGACAGUUCAUCAUUGAAUACCUAGGUGAAGUUGUCAGUGAACAGGAAUUCAGGAAUAGAAUGAUUGAGCAGUACCAUAAUCACAGUGACCAUUACUGUCUGAACCUGGAUAGUGGAAUGGUGAUUGACAGCUACCGAAUGGGUAAUGAGGCCAGAUUCAUCAACCACAGUUGUGACCCAAACUGUGAAAUGCAGAAAUGGUCUGUUAAUGGAGUAUACCGGAUUGGACUGUAUGCACUUAAAGAUAUGCCAGCUGGGACCGAACUUACUUACGAUUAUAAUUUUCAUUCCUUCAAUGUUGAAAAACAGCAACUUUGCAAAUGUGGCUUUGAGAAGUGUCGAGGAAUCAUUGGAGGCAAGAGUCAACGAAUGAAUGGACUCACCAGCAGCAAAAGCAGCCAGCCUGUGACCACACACAAAAAGUCUGGCCGGUCAAAAGAGAAGAGAAAGUCUAAGCACAAGCUAAAGAAGAGGAGAGGCCAUCUCUCUGAGGAGCCCAGUGAAAACAUCAAUACCCCAACAAGAUUGACCCCUCAAUUACAGAUGAAGCCAAUGUCCAAUCGAGAGAGGAACUUUGUAUUAAAACAUCAUGUCUUCUUGGUCCGGAACUGGGAAAAGAUUCAUCAGAAACAGGAGGAAGUAAAGCAUACCAGCGAUAAUAUUCACUCAGCAUCAUUAUAUACCCGCUGGAAUGGCAUCUGUCGAGAUGAUGGGAAUAUUAAGUCUGAUGUCUUCAUGACCCAGUUCUCUGCUCUGCAGACUGCUCGAUCUGUUCGAACAAGACGGUUGGCGGCUGCAGAGGAAAACAUUGAAGUGGCUCGGGCAGCACGGCUAGCGCAGAUCUUCAAGGAGAUUUGUGAUGGUAUCAUUUCCUACAAAGAUUCUUCUCGACAAGUGCUGGCAGCUCCACUUUUGAAUCUCCCCCCCAAAAAAAAGAAUGCUGAGUACUAUGAGAAGAUCUCUGACCCCCUGGACCUCAUCACCAUUGAGAAGCAGAUCCUCACUGGCUAUUAUAAGACCGUAGAAGCAUUUGAUGCUGACAUGCUCAAAGUCUUUCGGAAUGCUGAGAAGUACUACGGGCGUAAAUCUCCUGUUGGUAGAGAUGUUUGCCGCCUACGGAAGGCCUACUACAAUGCCCGGCAUGAGGCCUCCGCCCAAAUUGAUGAGAUUGUGGGAGAAACGGCAAGUGAGGCAGACAGCAGUGAGACUUCAGUCUCUGAAAAGGAGAAUGGGCAUGAGAAGGACGAUGAUGUCAUUCGCUGUAUCUGUGGCCUUUACAAGGAUGAAGGCCUCAUGAUCCAAUGUGACAAGUGCAUGGUGUGGCAGCAUUGUGAUUGUAUGGGAGUGAACUCCGAUGUGGAACACUACCUUUGUGAGCAGUGUGACCCAAGGCCCGUGGACAGGGAGGUUCCCAUGAUCCCUCGGCCCCACUAUGCCCAGCCUGGCUGCGUCUACUUCAUCUGUCUGCUCCGCGAUGAUUUGCUGCUCCGUCAGGGUGACUGUGUAUAUCUGAUGAGGGAUAGUCGGCGCACUCCUGAUGGACAUCCAGUCCGUCAAUCCUAUCGACUGUUAUCUCAUAUUAACCGAAAUAAGCUUGACAUCUUCCGAAUUGAGAAACUCUGGAAGAAUGAAAAAGAGGAACGGUUUGCCUUUGGUCACCAUUAUUUCCGCCCCCAUGAGACCCACCACUCUCCGUCCCGCCGGUUCUAUCACAAUGAACUAUUUAGGGUGCCCCUCUAUGAGAUCAUUCCCUUGGAGGCUGUAGUUGGGACCUGCUGUGUGUUGGACCUUUAUACCUAUUGUAAAGGGAGACCCAAGGGAGUGAAAGAACAAGAUGUGUACAUCUGUGAUUAUCGACUUGACAAGUCAGCACACUUGUUUUACAAGAUACACCGGAACCGCUAUCCUGUCUGCACCAAACCCUAUGCCUUUGACCAUUUCCCCAAGAAGCUCACUCCCAAAAGAGAUUUCUCACCUCAUUACGUCCCAGACAACUACAAGAGGAACGGAGGGCGAUCAUCCUGGAAGUCUGACCGCUCAAAGGCUCCCCUAAAAGACCUGGGCCAGGAGGAUGAUGCUUUGCCCUUGAUUGAAGAGGUACUAGCCAGUCAAGAGCAGGCAGCAAAUGAGAUGCCCAGCCUGGAGGAGCCAGAACAGGACAGGACAGCUGCUGAAGUCACUGAAGGUGACAAAAAAACAGAGGGAAGUAGUGAAGAGCCCCAGUUAGCCUGUACACCCGAAGAACGAAGGCAUAAUCAACGGGAACGGCUCAAUCAGAUCUUGCUCAAUCUCCUUGAAAAAAUCCCUGGAAAAAAUGCUAUUGAUGUCACUUACUUGUUGGAAGAAGGCUCAGGCAGGAAACUACGAAGGCGCACUUUGUUUAUACCAGAAAGCAGCUUUCGCAAGUGACCCUCAAAGAACAAGAGCCUCAAGCAUCUGGGAUCCAGUGGAGCUAAUCAGUCCUGUCCCCUGUCCACUGGGUGUGGACAGUGGUGGGAAAGGUCCGUCCAGGCAAGGGGGAUGGGGUCAUAUGAUUGACGCUAGGUACUUGCUAACCUUAGGGCUAGUGGAGAGGAAGAGGAAAGGAAUCUGCCAGUUGGGUUUAAUUCUCCUCUCCAUUUCUUCACCCCAAGGGUUCAUGGAGGGGAGAGAGGGUCAUAUUAGGAAUGCCUAGAAACUAUUGGUACUUUACAGCACUUGCUUCUCCCCACAGCUUGUGUUUUUUUGGAUCACUCUUUGAUCCCACAGGCACUACUAAGAAGCUGCUUCCUAUACUGAGGUGUGAUUCAAAACCCAAAGGGAGAGCCAGGUCCCAGUUCUACCCCAUCAGGUCUUCACUUGGCUCUAAGAGCUACCCUAGAGUCCUACAGCACAUGCAGUGACAGGACAUCUUCCAAGACCCUUGACUGGGGAACUUCCUUCCUCCUUUCUUGCCCAACAGGUCACAGUAAAACAUGAAAUGACAGCUUAAAGCACUUGGAACUGCUGGCCCUCUCCCUACCUUUACUCCCAAAAUGGAAUCGUGGGAUAGGGGAGACCCCCAUGGGGUCAGAAUGGCAGUAUUUGUUGAAAUUAUUUUUGUUUUACCCUUCAUAACCUGCUGAACAUAUCUUUUUUUCUAAAGAGAAAGCCAAGUCCCCACAGCAGUCAUGCUGUUGUGAUGUACUGAUUGUGUCUGUUGUGCUGUGCAAAUGACAGUGUAUCUCAAAAUAAAACUACAUAAAUUCAAACUCCUCCCCCAGGAAUUCACUACAUAAACUGUUCAGCAGUAUUCACCCAUCAGUGUAUUAGUUGUAAGUGUAGAUUAUCAAUUGAAAACACUACUCUUAUUUUCUUAAUUAUAUAGUUUUCAAUGUCCAUCUCUCAAGAGACAGUGUGUUCUCUUCACCCUGGUCCUCCCACCUCCCUUUUCCCUCCUGAGGGACUUCAUCCUCAGGAGUAUGCCUAGUCACCUUCUUUCCAUUCUCCACCAGAAGUUACCAGACCCUACUGUCCCUUUAAAAGUAAAAUCUUAAAGCUUUGCUUUUCUUCUCAGACAUACAUAUGCAUAUAUGUUUGUUUUAGAUGUUCUGAGAUGGUUUUUAAAUGUGCCAAGUUCUCUGUGUGCGUGUGUAUGUAUAUAUGUGUGUGUGUAUAUAUGUUUGUGUGUGCAUAUAUAUAUGUAUGUGUAUAUGUAUAUAUAUGCAGUAUGAUUGGUAAGCAAUACAAUAGUAAACAUGUCCCCAUUACUUUUUCUAAUAUUGGACCAAUGCUGUCCCAACUGUACAUUUCCUUCCCAUUAUGACAACAACACUCUGACUCGUUUAGGUAGAAACAUUGACCACCUUCCAUUCCAUCAAUUUUUUUUCCCCUUUUUCUCCUUUCUGUGUAAUUCUUGAGGAAAAAAAAAAAAAAAGACAAGGGAUGCCAUAGAUUCCCUUGAGCAGAGAAAAAGCAAAAUAUUUUAUUAAAGAAAAAAAGAGAAAUGAAGACAAUAGUUUGGAGUAUUUUCUUACUGUAGAGAAGCACUGUACAUUACUCAGAGGCUAGGUCUAUGAUCCUCAUGUGGAGCUGGGAAAUCGCAUGUCCAAGCCCGGUUGAGUGGUUUCUUCUGUUUUUCAUUGCAGGGAGUAGGUGGGAGGGAGUCGGGACUAAGGGCACUUUGGGGGUCUUCUUUUAGUCAAAAGCAAGAAUAUGAUAAGAAAGAUUAAAUUCAAUGUUUCCUUUAAUAGUGUUAAACACUAAAGUUUUUAAAAACACAAAAAAGAAAAAACUUUGUAAAAUGUGAGAACAGAAGCAAAAGACACUACGCUCUGUCAUUUUAUCUUUCUUUUGUUGAAAGACUAAAAACUGAAAUGUUUUUUAGACAAUCAAAUGUUAGGUAAGUGCAAAAACUUGUUUUUUCUUACUGGUGUAGAAAUUAAUGCCUUUUUUAUUUUUCAGUUAUUUUAUAAUAACAAAAUAAAUAAAACAACCCCCAGCUGCCAGGUGGGUUUUGGUGUUUGAAACGCGGGCAAAGCACUACAGCAUCACGCAAAUAGAUAGAGUUAGUCUGCAUGUCUGUGGGCUGUGUGAUUGCGGAGAAUAUAAAUGCUGCUAAUAUAUUUCCUUUUUACAAAAGCAUAUCUAAAUAGAUGAUUGUUUUGAUGUUAAUCUUUGUAAAUUAUGUAUUACCAAUUUUAACAUUGGAUGUAAUUGCAUAAAAGCUUGCAUCUCAAUCCUUGAAAGUCUAGUAUUAAAUGGAAACAACUUUUCCUAA
This is a messenger RNA of Jaculus jaculus (lesser Egyptian jerboa), 11452 nucleotides long. RefSeq names its product ASH1 like histone lysine methyltransferase (gene Ash1l). The record is from RefSeq and is a predicted model, not a curated record. The transcript has 28 exons. Lineage: Eukaryota; Metazoa; Chordata; Mammalia; Rodentia; Dipodidae. Gene Ontology annotation, molecular function: histone methyltransferase activity; protein binding; DNA binding. Gene Ontology annotation, cellular component: nucleus. Bases 238 to 9123 code for a protein of 2961 amino acids.